UGUUGACCUUGGGCAGAGAAUCAAAAACCCUAAACAUAAAACCCCUUAAACGAAAACCAAAAUCUUCUUCUUCUUCUUCUUUUAUUUGUCGGUACAAUUGCAAUAUAAGCUCUGAAUUAACUCAAUAUGGCGGGUAAGAAUCUGAGAAAGAGGAAACCAUCUUCUCAGCAAAACAAGGACAACAAUAAGAAGCGGUUCUCCUCCAUUAGCCAUGACCCAUUUUUCCACAACAGCGAUUCAAAACGGCGGAAUAAAUUUGAUGACGAAGACAUUAAUAGCAGCGAUGAUGAAGGAGAGGAAUUUGAUUCCGAAGGGGAAAAAGAAGCAGUAGCGGUGGAGGAGGAUAAUGAAGAAGAGAUUACAGAGGAGACGCCUGCGGAGAAAAAGAAGCGAUUAGCUGAGGCAUUCUUGGACAGGAUGAGGGCGAGGGAGAAGAGAGAAGAAGAAGAUGAGGAGUUAGAGGAUGAAGGAGCGAGGAGAGAAAGAGAGGGGGAGAGGGAUUCGCUUAUUGCCAAAAUUUUGCAGCAGGAGCAGCUUGAGGAGAGCGGCCGGAUGCGCAGAGCCAUCGCUUCCAGGGUUCAAAAACCAGAAACAACGGAAGGAUUUCGAUUUUUAGUGAAACACAGGCAUCCAGUUACUGCAGUAGCUCUAUCAGAGGAUGAUACCAGAGGAUUUUCAGCUUCCAAGGAUGGUACCAUUUUUCAUUGGGAUGUCAAUAGUGGGAAGACUGAAAAGUAUUUGUGGCCUAGUGAUGAAGUGCUGAAAUCUCAUGGUGCCAAGGACCCGCAAGGUAGAGCUACAAAACACAGUAAGCAUGUUCUAGCAUUGGCUGUUAGUUCUGAUGGUCGAUAUUUGGCAAGUGGUGGACUAGAUCGGCAUGUUCAUUUGUGGGAUAUCCGUACUCGGCAGCAUGUUCAGGCGUUUCCAGGGCAUAAAGGACCUGUGUCAUGCUUAACAUUUAGGCAAGGAACUUCAGAACUUUUUUCUGGUUCAUUUGAUCGAUCUGUCAAAAUCUGGAAUGCAGAAGAUAGAACUUACAUAAAUACGUUAUUUGGUCACCAGAGUGAAGUUUUAACAAUUGACAGCUUGAGAAAAGAACGGGUAUUGACCGUUGGACGUGACCGGACCAUGCAUUUGUGGAAGGUACCAGAAGAAUCUCAGCUGGUAUUUCGAGCUCCUGCAUCAUCCCUGGAAUGCUGCUGCUUCAUUAGCAAUGAUGAAUUCUUAUCGGGUUCUGAUGAUGGAAGUAUUGAACAUUGGAACAUAUUACGUAAGAAGCCUGUCCAUAUUAUAAGAAAUGCACAUGCGUCGUUGACUCCGAUCAAUUUUGAACAAAGACAUAAUGGCUUAUCAAAUGGCCACAUAGAAAAUGAUGCCCAAGAUUCUGAAAAACCUUGUUCUACAGCUCUUUCCUGGGUCAGUUCAGUGGCUGUAUGUAGAAGCAGCGAUCUUGCUGCUUCUGGAGCCGGAAAUGGUUCUAUACGUCUUUGGAAGAUUGAGAGUGAAUCCAAAGGCAUUUGUCCUCUGUUUGAGCUCCCCCUGGUUGGAUUUGUGAACUCUUUAUCUUUUGCGAAAUCUGGAAGGUUCCUUAUUGCUGGUGUUGGGCAGGAGCCCCGAUUAGGAAGGUGGGAACGAAAUGCUGCUGCCAGAAAUGGAGUUGCAUUGCAUCGUUUGGAGCUUUCUUGAGACAGCAUGUGUUUCUUUUUUCCUUCCGCUAAUUAUCAAUUUUGACUAAAGUGACUCGAAAAGAAGUAAAGGUUCUUGAUUGGGGUCGAUUUUUUAUUUUUUGUAAAAGCUAUUUUACUGCACGAUCAACCCCAAGUGAAUUUUGUCUUAAUCAAUUUGCGUUAGCUCGCAGUUUGUAAAAACCUGGUAAAUGCAGGUUGAGGUUGGCUUGCUUUUUGCUGGUUCAGCUUGGCUCCUUUAUACGAAUGUUUUCUUCCCAUGUUUCAAUAUUCAAUGAUGAUCAAGGAACAGGCAUACAUUUGACA
Molecule: messenger RNA, 1991 nt
Organism: Olea europaea var. sylvestris
Lineage: Eukaryota; Viridiplantae; Streptophyta; Magnoliopsida; Lamiales; Oleaceae
Product: U3 snoRNP-associated protein-like EMB2271
Exons: 7
Coding region: 127-1686 (519 amino acids)
Cellular component (GO): small-subunit processome
Molecular function (GO): protein binding; snoRNA binding
Source: RefSeq, a predicted model, not a curated record